CAUCAACCUAUCCUUGCCACGUCACCACCCUAUAGCUGGCUUUCUCCUUCUCUUCCCUCCUCCUCCCCUCAUCCACAGCCCCAUCCCCCCACUAGUUCUCUUGGUAACUUUAUACUCGACCUGCUGUGACCUAUUGUUGCUCUACUAUACAAAGUUUGCACGUUUUCCUCAUACAUCCAUUAUCUAUAUAUAUAUACACAUAUAUAUAUACAUACAUAAAAGGCUCAGGAAAAGAAGUAACCAGUUUGUACAAUUAACAAUCAUAACUUUGCAAAGGCCUUCAUUACUUGAUAGUCUUUUGGUUUUUGAUGAUAAUACCCCCUUUCUCUUUACCCACACACCCCCUUCAGAAUCCACUGGGAAGGUUGUGCUACAUCAUCGCUUGUAGCCUUGUCCUUUUUUGUUAAUAAUAAGGCCCCUUUGGUGGUUUCAGCAAAGAGUGGAGCUUUUGACUCUCCCUAGCCACAGAAAGAGCACUCUCUCGUCUAGAGCCUGUGUUCUAAGGCUCUAGAUUGAGAACUUUACCCAUCAUCUCAUCAUGCCCAAACUCUAAGAAUAUACAUUUUCUUUUUUCUUUUUUUCUUUUUUUCCUUCCUUCCUUCAAAUUUAAUUUUGGGGAUAUUUACUCCUUUUGGCCUUUGAUUUACCACCACCUCUCCCCCAGCCCCCACAGUGCAUCUACUUAGCUUGGUUUCCCUCUGUCUUAUAAUACCAUUUUUGAUAACUGUGUUUUAGUGGUUCCUAAAUUCCAAAUCCUUAAACCUCAUUUACCAUUUAUACUAGUAAGCUCCAACCCCUCCCCCCCCCAAAACCCGCCUAUAUGUGAUAUCAUUUCGAUGACGACAUGAUAACGACAAAAAUUAUCCAAGACCCAGCACUGUUUAAGUUGUUAUGAAGCUUGUACGGUGUGAGUGGGCGCCAUCACUGGUGGUGGAGUGGCUGUGUGGGGAACUGGAGGAGCGUGGCAUCCCAGGACCCACCUAUGCGCACACCCUCCUUUCCCUCCUCCACCACCACUACUGUCCCCAUCCUGCCCCUACGACACCCAUCUCCGCUUCCACCUGCUCGCCCAUUGGCACAGGCAACUACCAGCACCCCCUCUCUCGGCGCCACCUGGAUGACUUUGACCUGCGCGACCUGGACCUGGACGAUCUCCUAGGGCAUACCGCGCACCCUGACGCUGAUCUUCCUGACUUUGCUACGUUUUCAACACAGCAGCGUGGAGGAAGUCGUCGUGCUCGAAAGCGUUACAAGGUUCGCCAGAAACAGCGUAUUCUGACCUCAGAGCAACUGCAGAAGGUGGCAGCCCUUCAGUGCCUCAUGUCUGCUUCUGAUGAGCGAUAUGAUCUUGAGAGCCUCAUAGAAGAACUCUGUGUACGCCUGAAGACUGCUGCAGAAAACGAGCACAACGUGACUAACAGCACCACCCCUUGUAAUAACAAAUCCAUUGCACGGAAAGGAGGAUCGCAAGAGAGUAUUAAUGACACAGAUGACUCAGCAUCAACAUCAACGCCGGAAGAACAAGCUGAGAAGUACUAUGCAGCCUUUCCACCCCUAAGUAAAAACUGUAAGGAGAACUGCAUCCGUGAGAAGCAAUGGCAGCCAGGAAAGGCACUAUGCUCAUGUGUUUGGGAGAACCAGAAACCUUCAUUUUCCUCAAGUCGUGAAACCCUAAAGCUGAGCAGUAGUAAGAUGCCUCGCUCUCACCGCAAGAAGGGUCGUGAGAAGGAGAAGAAGAAGGAAGCGGAGGCCAAGUUUGAUGUGCCUGAGGGUCACGAGGGCAGCAGGAGACAUCACCAUGUGUCAUUCACAUGGCAUGCAGCCUCCAAGCACCGCGAUUCCAAGUUGAGUGAGAGCUACGACACAGAUAGUGCCUCGGAGCAUGAACGCAGCGGUGAGAGGAGGAGGAAGAAGUUCCUGGGCCCCCUCUUGGACGAGGACAUUGGUGAAGGCUACAUUGGAGAUACAAGUUCACGUGAGAGUUCUGAAGACCGAGACAAGGGUGAGCAGGAUCAGGAGAAGGGAAAAGGAGACAAAGGUGAUAAGAAUUAUGGGUCAUCUGUGCAGGAGAAGAACAGGGCAAGCCAGGAAGAAUGGGAGUGCAUGGGAGACCUGUUAAUGGAACCAAAUCAACAUGGGAGUGGUGUGCCACUGACAAGUGGAGGUGGCCGUCUCUUUGAGCGUGGAAGCACCUCUGGGGGCACCAGCGGCUCCAGCAGCGAUGUUGAGACAUAUCCCUAUGCAACAGUAGACCAGGAGGCUGAGAGUGUGCGGCAGUUAGAGAGGAAAAUUUCAGAUACGGUGGCACAGGUGUGGGGCCAGGCAAGUGAACAUCUGGGUCAUGGUCAAGGAGAACAUGUGUGGGAUCCCCCUUCUAUGGAGGAGCUGACCCUCUACACUGCCAUAUGUGGCUUGGGUUUCCCUGAUCCACACGGAACCCAAGACUUGGCUGCCAUCGAGCAGAUACCAUGCAGUGAAACUGUCCAUGCAUCUUUGAUAUCAAAUAUCGAAGGAUGGCAGCAGAGUCAGUCUUGGCAAGCCCUUGAUCUAAUCACCCAAAAUGACCCUCUCCUGUGUAACAUUAGUUGCCAAAGCCCACAGGAGAGUCACAAGGUUGAUGCUGGAAAGGAUGCCAGCGCCCUCAUUCACCUGACCAGUAGCCUAGAAAAAUCCAUUUGGUCUGACUGUAAUGCCAACAAUAUCUCUGGCAGUGAGGGCACCUUGUCAGCUUGCAUAGAGGAUCCUCACCUCAGCAACAUUUUAGAGAGUAGAAAAAGCGACAGCUGCCACACAACCGAGGAGCUGGAGAAUAAAUUAUGUGAGUCAUUCAUGAAGCUAGGCUUGGAAAAUCUAUGGGAAAAUACUCUAGGCCUGGAAGGUGUGUUUGAGGACCCUAGUGUAAAUAAUUGUAACUUAGAAUAUAUAUCUGAAAAUAAAAGUGGCGAAGGAGUUCGAACAGAUUCAGAACAUGAGAAGAUGAUGGCCCUUGUGGAAGAUGUAUGUAAAAGCUAUGAGUCACAAGAAGAAAGCGCUUUGGAUAGCUCGCUGCUGAAGCAGCUGCCGUCUGGCCCAACAGGGCCUCAGGCUGAUCUGCAUCACACUGAAAGCAGUGGGUUCUCUAUGGUGGUUCCUCGUGGCAAAAGCACUGAACUUGGGGCCCCUCCUGACCCCCUUACAGAAAGUAUGUUGUUAGGCCAUAGCCAUGCUGGACACCUUGGGAAUAUGGACACUUUACCUCUCGGCCAGGAUGAGGAAAACUUGCUCACUUCUCCUCGAACACACUUCAGGCCCAUCCGUCAGGAAAGCAUUGGGAGCACAGCAGACGACCACUAUGAGGAUGGGACAAUGUUCAUCAUCAACUCGGAGCGGCCAGAUCUGCCCUUCCAGAGGACGAGCAGUGGGGCCUUAUUCCUAGAGAGUGACCUGCUUGAAGGUUCACCCAAGAAGUACAUGGUGUACAAGGAACCUGUGCCUAAGGUUGCUCCACCAGAUGAGGAGGAAGAACUUGUCUCCCAUAACCCCUAUCCAGCUGUUGCAUUAAUACCUAAAUUCAAAGUAGUCAAUAAUGAGAAGUUCUGCCAAACAGAGACAGCAACUGCUACUACCAAUGGGAGGCCUUCCACCAUCAGUGAAAAGCGGGCUUCAUAUGAAACAGGUGGGAUCAUUGAAGGCUUUGGCCACAGCCAGGAUGAGGAGCCAGAUGUGUUUGAGUUCCAACACCAGGACUUCCCAGAUAACAAAAAUUUGGCACAAAUUUGGAAGAAUGAGAUCCAGACAUCAGAAAGUUCAUUCCCAAGAAAUAUAUGGCAUAUCAACACUGACUGUGAUGGAGGAGACGGAUGGCCCCAUUUGCACGAGCUAGAGGGAGCUGGCCUCUCUGGCAGUGCCUGGUUAAGCAGGGGAGGGGAAGGUGGCGCUGUAGGCUGGAGCAGUGAGGGUCACUUUGAGACCCCUGCUGAAGUGAUGAUGAAUCAGAGGUCGGAGGCACUAGCUUCUCUCUGGCAUUGCGACAGCCCUUCUGCUUCCCCAUCCUUCCCUGCAUCCAUCCCUAAUCUUCAAGCUCUUUGGACUGAUGCAAAUCCACAUGCUAUAGAUAAUACUGAUCCAGAUACAGGCAGAUCUAAAAUGUAUAUUAUAACUAAUCCAACAACUCAUAUUCCCGAAAACUGCAGUGUCAUGUCUUCUCUAGCAGAAGUCAGUCCUUGGAAACCUGGAAGCACAUGUAGUAUGGAAAGCAGUGUGAAAAAUAGAAGGGACCAGCUUUGGGCUGAGAAGUCAUUGGCAAGCCAUCAUCGUACUCUACUUCAAGAAGUCAGUUUUAGUAAAAGGAGUGAUGAUGCAAGCAGCAGUAAUAAUAUAGAUAUCCCAGGGGUUUGUCCAGAGUUAAGGUUAGAAGUUGACCAAGAGGCAGAUGAACUCUUGGGAGCAGUUCAUGCUCAGACCUCGAGCAACCUCUCUCACUGCCAAACCCAUCUACCUAGUGGCCGCUCCCUGCUACCAGACCACCAUUCACCCCGUCCCCUGCAUGAACGGCUAAAAAAAUGUAGUUCAGGAAAUCCUGUGAGCAAGACUACACCUUCUGUUAUACCCGAUUAUAAGUUUAAGGGGGAAGACCUUGAGCGAGAGGACCUGGAUGAUUUGGCUCCAGGAUGGGAGCUCAAUGAUGGCUUUGAGUGGGAACCCCAGACCUCUGGAGACCCUGACGACGAGGAGUGUCCAGAUGGAUUAGGGGAUGAUGAUGAUGGGGAAAGUGGAGAGGUUCUCUUGUAUGAGACAGAGGAUGGCACAACGUACACUAUCCCUGUGGAGUACCUGGAUGACACCCUCUAUGACCAGAUAUUUGGUGCCACGGAACCUGCCACUCAGCGCCUUGGAGGGUCCCUGCCUGAUCUGCCAUCAGGCCACCCCGCUGCUAUACGGUUCUCUAGUGAAUUAGAAGACGAAUGGAAGAAGAGUGGUAUUCCUUAUAAGGUCCAAUUACCACGAAAGCCAAGGCCUGGGAGGUGGAUACCCCCUUCUCGGCGGCCCUGUACCUUCUUUAUGGAAGGAAGCUGUCGUCGCAGUGACUGCAAAUUCUCUCACGACCUGUCGUCCAUUACCUGCAGGUUCUGGGAAGAGGGCUCUUGCCUGAAGGGCAUCACCUGCCCCUUCCUGCACGGCUACCCCCUACGUAGACGGCGCAACAAGAGUGAAGGUGCAGUACACAGCGAAGUGGACAGAGCCGAGCACCAUAGUUCCUCCUUUGAAAUAGACUCUGAGAUGGACUUCCCUACCCUUGGGUCAUCCUGUGAGAGUAAGCCAGGAUGUGCUGAUGAGCGCAUUCACCUGGCACCUAGCAUAGGCAGCAGCUGUAGUAGUCAACACAUUACCAGGAAAAAGAAACGGAAGUUUAUCACGAUAACAAAGAAUGUUCUAGGAGAGGUAAAAAGUGCAGAAGCUGAGCGGGCCAUUCGGCGUCGAGCGGCACUGAGGAGAGAGCGACGCCGACGCCACACGGACACAACCACCACCAACACUGAGCUGCACACUGCUGCGCCAAACAGCGAUGCGCCUCCCCCAGUACAGCACAACCCGAACACCCUCAGAAAAGCUGAGCGCCACCGUGCCUCUGCCUCGGGCCAUGAAGACGGCACUGUGUCGGAUUAUUGACAGUGUGUCGCCUAGUCGGGAUUAUACAAUGUGUUGUUCUUUUCUUUUUUUAUUUAAUUUUUCUUUUAUCUUUUUACUUUUUCUUUAUUGAUCUCUCUCUCUCACUCAACCAACAAGGCAGCGUGUGUGAAGCGGGAUAUUUUUUGGUGACAUCGUGUUUCUGCCUGCAGUUGUAUGGAACACCUGGGGCCAAACUGCUCAAGAACAUUUUAGCAUAUUGAAAAAUAGUUCAGACAUUUGUUUAGCAGUUGUGCUGUCUGCACGGAACUGUGGCAGCACUCAAAUCAGCUCUUGACACUCCAGCAAGAAGAUAAUGCCAUUUAUGGAGCAAGGAGUUCCAACAUUUUUUAUCAUUAUUAUUAUUAUCAUUAUUAUUAUUAUUGUUAUUAUUGUUAUCAUUAUUAUUGUUAUAAUUAUUAUCAGCAGUAUUAUUAUUAUAUGAAAAGAUAAUUCAUAAAAGGAAAUGCCAUUGACAUUGUGAGCAUACAUGAGGAAGAAUAUGUUGACGUAGGAAUCAUAUGAGUUUUGUAAGUGGAAACUUAUAUAGCAAGGCAUCUUUUUUUUUGUUUUCAAUUUGAUGAUUAUCAUUUUGUACGAUUUUGUAAUUGUCUACACUUUACUUCUGAUUUACCUAUUGGUAUGUUUGAAUAUGUAUUUUGUGGUGUUUAUAUGAGUAAAACUUUUUUUUUUUUUCUUAAACCAAGCUCUCUUGCAGUAGGCAGUGAUAAGUUGCAACAUUUCAGGGAUUCUGUACUACUUUUGUGAAGAACAAAUGAGCAACAUGUUGAAAGUCAUUGAAUUCCACUGUACUAUGCACAACAUUAAACACAACAAAGUACUUGCUUCAAUGUUGAACUUAUCAUAACCUUCACUGCUCGUGGCCUGUUUUAGAAAAAAAAAGGUCAGAAGAUAUAUCCUUUAGUUAGCAGAAAGGACAAAAUCAUAAAGUCAUACAUUUUAUACACCCCCUUUUCACUAGUGUUGUUCCAAUAUUUGUUGUGAACAGUAGAUAGCAAUCCAAACCGUUUUUCCCAUUGGCCCAUUUUUGUACAGCUUUUUGUACAUUUUCUUUUCAAAGCUCCCUUACUUGUGGCCAGUACAACAGACCCUUCUGGUAAAUUUUAUCCAGUCCUCUGAUUUUUUGUUAGGUCGGAUAUUUGCACUAGUUCCUGUAAUCCAGGUUUGCAGCAGCAGCGCUUGAAAGAGAAGGAGCAGAAACUUUGUGGAGGCUGCAGUGCAUAUUUUUUAUUAUUAUUUUAUUAUUAUUAUUAUUAUUAUCAUCAUCAUUAUCAUUAUUAUUAUUAUUAUUGAUACUAUCAUCAUUAGGUAAAGUCAUUGUUAUUACUACUACUACUAUCAUGAUUAUUAAUAUCAUCAUCAUCUAAAAAAAAAAAUUAUUAUUAAUUUGUUUUUCAUUUUAUUUUCUUGAUAACAUUAACUUUACUUUCUGAGAAAUUCUUACUUUACCAAUGUGAAUAAUUGUCAUAGAAGUAUGUAAAGAAAAUCUCCUCCAAAAGUAACACAGCACAUACAUGUGUGGGUGUUUGUACAUUCAGUUUCAUUCUCGUGCUGUAGGUAGAGGAGUUACAGCAUAAGAAAAAAGAAGACCCUAGUGGUUCCCCAAUGGUGAACAGAGCAUUAGUCAUGUGGCUGGCUCUGCUCAAACAUUCAUGCGCUUGUGCAUGUCCUAUCUUUAUGCUCUCGUGUGUCUAUCCACACUUCCCAGCCUCUUGCUAGUGCGCUGUGGUUGAUAAGUAGAAACAAGAGAGUAGUUAGGUCAUGAGCAUAAUGUGUAUGAAACUCCCUGUCACAUAGAGUUAGAGAUUUAGGUCUAACUCUGACAGUUCCAGCUCAACAUUUAAAAUGUGGAGUUGUUGAUGCAGAAGCAUGGGCUCAGGCGAUCAUGUCCCCUGCUUAUGCAUACGUUGGGCUCAUUGUGUAUUGAUUUGCAUGUGAAAUCUGUUUUGUGGCACGGUAAAGGACUUUCAGCCAUGCAUGGCGGAGAAAACGAGGCCACUGUAAAUAGACUUGAAGACUUGCCCUCAAGCGAGGACUAAGAGUUGGCUCGGUGUAUGAUGAGUGCCACAUUAGGAGAACAGUGACGUGCCAAUCCCUGAGUGAUAGCUUGGUAGGUCCUCAGCGAUACCCAACCAUCACUCAGCUGCCUGUGGGCCUCACAACAUGAUCCCUGUUCUCUCUUGUUUUUCUACUGUAUUAGGAUGUUACUUUAAACCAGGAGUGUGUGAGUGUGAGGAGGUUGCUGAAUAAGCCUUCACAAGUUCUUUUGUUAUUUCUGAGUAACAUCACGUUGGCAAAGAUACUCCUUCUAGUCAAGCAACCCAAAGUGUUAUUAGUUCUUUUGAGUUACUUUCUAAAUCUGUGAGGUCACAAACUUCUGUUUUAAGAGAAAUUAGGAUUCUUUUGCAGUACAUCUGCAAAACUGAUCAGUAGACUCAUGUUUUAAGUUUGUGGAAUCUCACAUGUGUGAGUAUGAUAAACAUGUAUUUUAUGGCAUUUUUUGUCCUUUUAACAAGAAGCAAUAAUGUAAUAAGAUGAAAAUAAAGAGAGAACACGAAGAGAA
This is a messenger RNA of Penaeus vannamei (Pacific white shrimp), 8230 nucleotides long. RefSeq lists its product as uncharacterized. The record is from RefSeq and is a predicted model, not a curated record. Lineage: Eukaryota; Metazoa; Arthropoda; Malacostraca; Decapoda; Penaeidae. Gene Ontology annotation, molecular function: metal ion binding.